AUGGGUUUCGGUGCCAAGUGGAGAAAAUGGAUAGAAUCUUGCAUCGGCUCUGCUCACUUCUCCGUCAUUCUUAACGGGUCCUCUAAGGGCUUUUUUAAAAGCUCUAGAGGCCUACGCCAAAGGGACCCCCCCUGUCUCCUCCUCUUCCUUAUUGUUGGCGAGGCGCUCUCCAAAAUGCUGAUCAGAGGGCAGGAACAAGAAUCUUCAGCUCAGUACGUUGAAAAUCUCUACACUGCUCUUCGUUGUUUUGAGGCCGUCUCUGGCCUAAGGAUAAACAUGGAUAAAUCUAAGCUGCUUGGGAUCAAUGUUACUCCAGAAACUCUUCAGUCAUUUGCCAACAUCCUUGGCUGCCAGAUUCAAUCGUUACCUACCUCGUUCGUUGGUUUGCCCCUCUCUGUGAGGACCCCUCAUAAAUCUAUGUGGGAUAAGGUGAUUAGCAAGUUCCAUAAAUAUUUGGCUAUGUGGAAAUGCCGCUACUUUUUCCUGGGAGGUCGGCCGACUCUGAUCAAAGCAGCUCUGACGAACCUUCCUCUGUAUUUCAUGUCGUUGUUCGAGUGCCCGGCCCCGGUUCUAAAGUCUAUUGAUAAAAUCAGAAGAGACUUUUUGUGGUUUGGAAAGGAAAAUCAGAAGAAAUUCCAUCUUCUAUUUGUGCGGAUUUUUGCCAGAAUUUCUCUAUCAGUUGGUGCGUUCCGGAGACGGCCUCUAGUCUUCUCUUCCUGGUAUGGUCUCAUGCUGGAUAAGAAGAGAUCUACUGUCUGGUGCAUGGCCAUUCUCGCGAUCUGGUGGUCCGUCUGGGAAGAAAGAAACGAAAGAUGCUUUAAUGACUCUUCUUCUUCAGUCUCAGCAGUGGGGUCCAGGGCUUAG
Molecule: messenger RNA, 864 nt
Organism: Magnolia sinica
Lineage: Eukaryota; Viridiplantae; Streptophyta; Magnoliopsida; Magnoliales; Magnoliaceae
Exons: 3
Coding region: 1-864 (287 amino acids)
Source: RefSeq, a predicted model, not a curated record